AUGGCGGGCAUUUUCGCAAUUUUAUUACUAUUCCUGGGCAGUUCUACACCGGGUCGGGCUCGAACUUUGUAUGGACUGGAUCAUGGGCCGUCAAAUUUCGACGUUGUCCGUUUCGGAGCAGUUGGCAAUGGCAAAAGAGACGAUUCAAAGGCAUUCUUGAAAGCAUGGGAAAGUGUAUGCCAAAGUACAAAGCCUCCCACCAUGACUAUUCCAGCAGGGAAAACCUUUCUCCUUAAUCCAACUACUUUUAGAGGCCCGUGCAAGUCUCCUGCUAUCAAUAUCCAGGUUUCAGGGAAUAUAUUAGCUCCAAGUUCAAUCUCCUCAUGGGGCAAUGACCAGGAACAUUGGAUCCAUUUCAAGUGUGUGGAUGGCCUUAGCAUUCAAGGAAGUGGGACAAUAGAUGGUCAAGGACAUGCAUGGUGGCCCAUCAAGAGUGCUCAAGAGACCCAUGCAUUGAGCUUCGAUGUGUGCACCAAUCUAAAACUGAGGGAUUUGCACAUUGUUAAUAGCCAGCAAAGACAUAUCGCAAUACAUAAUUCUAAUACUGUUUACAUAAAGGGUCUCCAUAUUAAUUCUCCAGAAGAUAGCCCCAACUCUGAUGGCAUACAUAUCCAAAGCUCGCAACAUGUCAAUGUCGAGAACAGUUUCAUUGCCACUGGUGACGAUUGCAUUUCCAUUGGUGAUGGCACGUAUGAUGUAAAUGCAUCCAAAAUCACUUGUGGCCCGGGUCACGGCAUCAGCGUCGGAAGUCUCGGUAAAGAUGGGAGUCGUUCAACUGCAGAAAUGAUACAUGUUAAGGAUUCUUUCUUUAUUGGAACUAAAAAUGGGGCUCGGAUUAAGACAUGGCAGGGCGGUUCUGGAUUUGCCAGAAACAUUAUAUUCGAAAAUCUGAUCUUCACAGAUGUGGAAAACCCCAUCAUCAUUGACCAGUAUUACUGUCCAAACAAAGGUUGCAAGAAUCAAGUGAAUGUAUCUGCACUGAUUUCAAAUUUGCCAUAA
Molecule: messenger RNA, 999 nt
Organism: Amborella trichopoda
Lineage: Eukaryota; Viridiplantae; Streptophyta; Magnoliopsida; Amborellales; Amborellaceae
Source: RefSeq, a predicted model, not a curated record